AUGGACAGUCCGCGGACACUGGCGGCUAUGAAGCUGCACAGGUCGAUCUCACCAGAUCGCUGGUGUGUGACCUAUGAGGACCUGUGCUACCUUCGAGACCAGGUGAAGCAAGCCAUCCAACGCGGAACCAUCACGGAGCACGAGGGGAGGGCGGGUGAGCUUGGCCCAAGCAUAUAUGUCGUGAAUGACCAGUACAUCAAGCCUGUGACCUAUGCGGCUGGAAAGAUGAGCUGGUCGCUCAUGAGGAAUGGAAAGGGUCUGGAGUGCCACAUCUUCAUCAGCCACGCGUGGAUCGAAGGUGUUUUCGAGUUCAUUGUGAAGGUUCUGUUUUCGUGGCCACAGGGUGCAAAGAGUGCGUGGAUGUGCACUUUAGCCAUACCCCAGAACCUUGACAUCGGGGAUCUGAUCAAGGUUCCAAGAGAAUCACCUUUCGCCCUGGCCUUGAAUGUCGCUUCGCAUGUUCUCGUCGUGCCCAACCACUACAAAAGCAUCUACACCAGGCUGUGGUGCUCUUAUGAAGCCUACCUUGCGCAUGAGUGCGGGAAGGUCAUUGUCAUUGCUCGAGCAUCCCAGUGGCCACAGACCAGGCGCAGCCUCAUGAUCAUCAGCCUGGCGAUACCUCCUGGUGUGAUUCUGGGCAUCGUCGCAAGGAUGUCCAUUCCUGGAGCUCUGAACAACUUCGGACCGGCGGUGGCGAUAGUUGCUGGUGCCUGCACCUUGCUGUGGCCAUGGCCAGCAAGUCGCGGCCGAUUGGCAACAAAUUUUGUUGCUGUCCUGGCGCUUUCCUGCAUGACUGUGGCCUGGGAAAACAGGGUUUACUACUGGCAGGAGGACAUACCAAUAGUGUUCCUGAGCAUCGUCCAGCGCCUGCUCUUUGUCUUUAACGUGGUCUUCUUUUACGUGACGGAAGUGGAUCGCGUCAGAAGCAUACAGAAGAAGAAUGAGGCAGAACAGCUCAGCCGGGGUUUCCAGUCCUCCAUCACCCACUCUGAAGUCUCUCACAAACCUGAUGGAGACAUGAUUUGGGAAGACAUUGGAAACAAGGUGGAAGAUGUGGACCAUGCUAUUGAAGUGCUUAUGGUAGCAGGCGCAUCGACCCCUUCAUUGAGGCAUGCUUCGCUCCUGGGCGUAGACAUUACGGGCGCGGGCCACGUGGAGUUUGGACUUCCUUCUGUCAACCUCGGACCUUUCGUGCUCCUGGCCAUUGGUGACUUUCUGCUUGCUGCUCUCUAUGCCGAAGGGCAAAAUGUCUACCUCGCGAUCAUGACGGUGUCCAUUCUCUCCCGGUUUGCUUUGGCAGUAGUCCUGUUCAGGACAAAGGACCUGGACGCUAGGUGCUUCCUGCUGAAAGUCGUCUCCAAAUGGGGGUUUCUGAACCUGAUGUUGGCUUUGGUCAUAUUUAUACUUAUGUUCUUGCUGCCAGAAGUCGGCCUGUUGCCAUUGACUUUAUGGCACGGUGUGAAUCACACUUCCUACUUCUGGAUGCUGGUCCUGUCGCUGCUCGGCAUCCGUGGUGUGGCCGCCUUGCCUUGUGGUCGUAUCCUCCUCCGCAUUUUUCUCCCCUGGGGCUGCCCACGCUUCCGGCGACCGCGACCUCGUUCAGCAAAGUCCGAGCACGUGGAGGAGUCGAUGGUCAUGAAAGACUUGCCUCUGAAGCCUGAGUCCGUGUCCGCGGAAUCCGCGGACUUGGAGAACGCCUGCGACGAUGAUGACGUCGUGGAGCUCUAA
Molecule: messenger RNA, 1728 nt
Organism: Symbiodinium natans
Lineage: Eukaryota; Dinophyceae; Suessiales; Symbiodiniaceae
Source: the annotation of a GenBank genome assembly